ACGCAAAGGUUCGUGGCGACGUGGUGGAUAACGAUUAGGUUGUAAAAAAAGUCUGCCACAACAAAUUGCUAAAAUUACUAAAGUUUGUCUGUUAUAGGAAGUCGCAUUUUGACCUGGAGUGAUAAAAUAAGUCGGAACAUCUGAGAGAGAUAACGUGCCAAAAUAAUAGAAGUGAGACAUUUGACAGGAGCCAGAUGAAGCAGUGAGGAACAUCUGAAAGCUGAACUGGGAGAUGGGAGCCAACACUAGCCUAGUCACUGACUUGUCGGAUAACCAGAGCCUCAGAACCCUCAUCGGGACAGAGUCCAUAUCAGAGAACGAUCCGUUCUGGAACCAGCUCAUCUCGUUCACCUUCAUCAGCCCCACCAGCAGUGGGAACUCCAAGCUAUUGGAAGAAGCUGUCCUUCCCCUGGCCAAGAUCCUAAUCGAGAAUAACCCCAGAACCGGAAACUUGGGUGCUCUCAUAAGAAUCUUCCUCGGGAGAACCAAAGAGUUAAAAAUAUCAACAGAAUGCCAAGAUCAGCUGUUUAUCUGGCAAGCCCACAAUGCCUUGUUCAUGAUCCGAUGCCUGCUCAAAGUCUUCAUCCGGGAGAUGUGUGAAGUAGACCUGCACUUUCAGCUGUGCUGCCGGGAGAGGGCACCAGGCACCUGCGAUACAGGAAGUGAGGACCUUCUGGAAGAGCUUAUGUGCAACCUGGUCCACCUGAUCAUGGAAGUGCCUCUGCUUGAUAUCACGUACAGCAUCCUGUUUGAGGCAGUGACCACACUACUGGUGCUGCUGUCCUACCAGCUCUUCCACAAGGACAUCAUCAGAGACAGCCUCAUCUACCAGCACAUCAUGAAGGGCAGAUGUCUGGAACUGACCAGUCGACUAGUCAAGACUCUUCUCUACAACUUUAUCCGACAGGAGAAGUGCCCGCCUCCGGCCACUUACAUCUUUGACAAUCAGUCAGAUGGAGGAGGCCUGCUCUACGGCCUGGCCUCUGGAGUUGCCACUGGCUUGUGGAACGUCUUUACCCUGGGCGGGGCCACCGGUGGCAAAGCCGGCCUAGACCAAGAACAGAACCCCCUGCCCUUGUCCAAUCAAAGCCUGCUGCUGCUCCUGGUGCUAGCCAAUCUGACGGACGGACCGGACUGGCCCAACCCCUACAGACAGGCUGUCACCUGCUUCAGGAACACCCAAGACACAUCAUCCCCGGCCUCGGAGCUACCCCACAGCUUCCAAAUCAACUUCAACAGCCUGUACACAGCCCUGUGUGAGCAGCAGUGCUCCGACCAGGCCACCCUGCUCCUCUACACACUGCUGCACCAGAACACCAACAUGAGGACCUACAUACUCUCCCGCACGGACAUGGAGAACCUGGUGAUGCCCAUCCUAGAGAUCUUGUACCAUGUGGAAGAGAGGAACUCCCACCACGUCUACAUGGCCCUCAUCAUCCUCCUCAUCCUCACUGAGGAUGACACCUUCAACCGCUCCAUUCACGAAGUGGUGCUCAAGAACAUCACAUGGUACACGGAACGCACGCUUACAGAGAUCUCUUUGGGAAGCCUGCUCAUCCUUGUGGUAAUCCGCACCAUCCAGUUCAACAUGACCAGGACCAGGGAUAAAUAUCUGCACACCAACUGUUUGGCGGCGCUCGCCAACAUGUCCGCCCAGUUUCGCUGCCUCCAUCAGUACGCCGCCCAGCGCAUCAUCAGUCUGUUUGCACUGCUGUCCAAAAAGCACAACAAGGUCCUGGAACAGGCCACGCAGUCCCUCAGGGGGCCCAGAGGGAGCGACGACAGCAAUGCACUUCCCGACUAUGCCCAGGAUCUGAAUGUGAUCGAGGAGGUGAUCCGUAUGAUGUUGGAGAUCAUCAACUCUUGCCUGUCCAACUCACUGCACCACAACCCCAACCUGGUGUAUGCCCUCCUCUACAAAAGGGAGCUAUUUGAACAAUUCAGAAUGCACCCUUCUUUCCAGGACAUCAUGCAGAACCUGGACAUGGUGAUUGGCUUUUUCAGUCAGCGUCUGGAGCAGGCAGGGACGGACCUAUCAGUGGAGCGUGUCCAGGAAGUCAUCAUGAAGGGUGCCCAGGCCCUCCCAAAAGAUCGCCUUAAGAAGUUUCCUGACCUGAAGUUCAAGUACGUGGAAGAGGACCAGCCUGAGGACUUCUUCAUCCCCUACGUCUGGUCACUGGUCUUCAACUCCGGAGUGGGUCUCCAUUGGCAGCCACAGGGCAUCGAACUUUUCAGCAUGGACUCUGGUUGAGUGUGUUAGGGUAAAGGGUCUGUCCAUUUAUGUGUGUGCAUGUGUGCUGAUUUGGAAGUGCCUCUACCCUGAAGGAUUCAGGACAACCUUGGUUGUCCUCUUCCUCACCCUCCUCCUCAUGCUUAUAUCUAACAGACCCUGAUGUGAUUCCACACCUCUAUUUACAGCCCAGUUACUCGGCUAAAUAAUAUAGGUGUGCUUGAUUUUGACCACCUUGGUCUCUGUCACAGGAUGGGUACCUUUGGAAGAUGUAAAAAGUUAUAUUAAUCACUUCUCUGAUAUUUGAUGUGAUAGCCCCCCAGUCCCACCUCGUGCAAGUGCACUGAAUUUGGGGGACGACAAUCUUCAAAGACUGAAAUGUCAGGAGUGUCUUUCCAAAAUUAUUGGGAGUUUUUACCUCACAAAAAAAAGUAUUCUCAGAUAACGGUUUUGUUUCUAAUCCAGCAAUGUUUGAUAAAAGCGCGCUUCCUAGCAACACAGUUAAGGUUAAAAAGGCUAUUUAUACAUUUAGGAGAGAUGGUUCCAAAAACAGUGUAUGAUCAUAUGUUUGUGGCUAUUGGGUUUUAGAACUCCUCUCAGUUCUCACGUGUUAACCACACAGUCAGAUAUUAUGAGUGGUUUAAAGGUGUGGCCCCUUGUUCCCCCUCAGUUUGAUUUAUUUGUGUUGUUGCGUCUCCGUUAGCCUAUUGAAGCAUUGUUUGGCUGCAAGUGACCAACUCUGCUGUUGAUGGAAGACUUGUGUUCUUCUGUCUACAGUUGUCUGCCAAUUUAAUUUGUUUACUAAGCAUGUUUUAUUUAGUAAUUUUUUAUUUACAUAUUUAUUUCCAUGUAAUUGUUUGGAUAUUUGCCCACCAAAACAUACAUGACAACAUGUGACUGAUUAUAUUUUUUACACAGACUUUUUUUUAGGUUUUGAGGUUUUAAUUUACUUAAAGAACAGCACAUGACUUUCCUUUUCCUUUUUUUCUUUCUUACUGUCACCUGUAUCCAUGUACAGAUAAUUAUAAGAUGUUGGUCAGGUCAGGGAAUGCAUGCAUAUUAUUUUCCAGACUAAUACAAAUUGCAUGUUUGUUGCCUGUGCCCAAGUAUUCUACUGUGUGGCAGAAAUUUAUCUUUUUUCAGGCACAUAUUAGAGUUAAAAUUAUUCUGUUACACAACAGACGCGUUUGACUCGUCAUUCUUGUAUCUUGUAACAGUUCGUUCUUACUGGACAGUGACUGAAGGUUUUUUGGAGCGCCUUUAAGAACUAGUUGUAUUUAUUUGGUUUCAAGGGUGAAUGUUACUUCACUCAGGUAAUGAAAUGAGUGACGAGGUAUACUGCUAUGGUAUAGAAAUGUAGAUUUGAGAUUACAAAUUGUGUUCCCUGUAUCUGCUUUUAUAUAACUUAUUUUAUCUGAAUGAAAAAGUGAUUAAAAUAGGUGGGAAACUUU
Molecule: messenger RNA, 3681 nt
Organism: Osmerus eperlanus (European smelt)
Lineage: Eukaryota; Metazoa; Chordata; Actinopteri; Osmeriformes; Osmeridae
Gene: dym
Product: dymeclin
Exons: 17
Coding region: 233-2251 (672 amino acids)
Biological process (GO): Golgi organization
Cellular component (GO): Golgi apparatus
Source: RefSeq, a predicted model, not a curated record